Molecule: messenger RNA, 576 nt
Organism: Morchella sextelata
Lineage: Eukaryota; Fungi; Ascomycota; Pezizomycetes; Pezizales; Morchellaceae
Exons: 1
Coding region: 1-576 (191 amino acids)
Source: RefSeq, a predicted model, not a curated record
AUGUCAAACCUAUCCGGGACCACCCUGAGCCCAAUGACCUCCAGAGGCAACCGCUGCCCUUACCCCCCUCCUCCGACAAAUAUCUUCUGCGCAACCCCUGCUUGCCGCGCCCACAUUCCCCCCACCGCCAUCAACCUCACCAUUGCUUCCUGCCAUAACUGUCGCAGAGCCACCUGCACCCUUUGCGGGAAGCGCUUCCACGCGCCUAAACCCGCCUGCCCCGCUGAGCGCAUUGCCAGCGGCCUCAUCUAUAGCCUCAGGGCCCAGUACCUCAAGGACAUGCUCAGGCUCGGCGACGAAGACACCGCACUGUUCCGCGCCAAUAUCCUGCCGCCCUGCGGUGACGAAAACCUCGGCAUUUCGUGCGGAGGUAUUGAAGUUAAGGAUUCGAUCCUGAGGGCCCGUAGAAGGAAGCUUGAGGAGGAACGUCUUGAGAUUAUCGCCAAGUUGAACGUUAUGCGCCAGGAACGCAUCGCGAGAUUCGUUAAGGACAUGGCGUACGCCGAGGACUUGGAGGAUCAGAAACUUAGGGCCAAGAUGGCGAGGGCUAUUGCGAAGCUUAACUUGGACAACUAA